This is a messenger RNA of Coccinella septempunctata (seven-spotted ladybird), 494 nucleotides long. RefSeq names its product probable RNA-binding protein EIF1AD. Bases 3 to 455 code for a protein of 150 amino acids. The record is from RefSeq and is a predicted model, not a curated record. Lineage: Eukaryota; Metazoa; Arthropoda; Insecta; Coleoptera; Coccinellidae. Gene Ontology annotation, molecular function: RNA binding; translation initiation factor activity. Gene Ontology annotation, biological process: translational initiation. Gene Ontology annotation, cellular component: nucleus. The transcript has a single exon.
UCAUGAGGGAAGUGUAUGACUACUCACCACCUGCCGAAAAUCAGCAAAUAGUGAAAAUAACGGCAAGCAAAGGGAACAAUCUACACGAAAUAGAGACCGCAGAUAAAACCAGAUUUCUUGUGUCCAUGCCAAUGAGAUACCGCCAAUACAUGUGGGUUAAACGUGGUAGUUUCGUCAUAAUACAACCUAUUCACGAAGGUGUUAAAGUCAAAGGUGAAAUUGUUAGAGUUUUGAUCCCCCAACAAAUAAAGAAUUUCAAGGAAGACAAAAUAUGGCCUGCUGCGUUCUAUGACAAACAAGAAUUGGAGGAGAGUGAUGAUGAUAAUGACGAUGAUAUCCCAAUGAAUACUAACAGAGUACAAGCAAUGAUCGAAAUCUCCAGUGGCAAUGAUUCUAGUGAAGAUGAUCCCAGUGACAGUGAUCAAAGCGACGAUGAUAGUGUUGGUGAAACGUAAUCACUUUGGCAAUUAGUAUUUUGAAUUGUAAAAAUGUAA